This is a messenger RNA of Pteropus alecto (black flying fox), 5189 nucleotides long. RefSeq names its product centrosomal protein 126 (gene CEP126). Bases 1356 to 4571 code for a protein of 1071 amino acids. Gene Ontology annotation, biological process: cytoplasmic microtubule organization; mitotic spindle organization; non-motile cilium assembly. Gene Ontology annotation, cellular component: midbody; ciliary base; centrosome. The record is from RefSeq and is a predicted model, not a curated record. Lineage: Eukaryota; Metazoa; Chordata; Mammalia; Chiroptera; Pteropodidae. The transcript is spliced from 11 exons.
AGUGAUCUUUAUUUGAUUUGUACAUUCUGCUUCCAAUCUGGGAAUUUUUCCACCAAAAAAAAAAAAACUUGGCUGAAAUAUAGUCAGAAUUUAUAUGUACUUUUAUAAUGGGCUCCAACAAAAAGUCUCAGCCUUUUUUCAAAAUUUCACUUGCAUAGCUAGUAACCUGAUGGCUCGAAAAUCAUUAAGUUUUCCAUACCUCCUGAAACAAUUUCAAUAUGCUCUCUUUUGACAUAUCUUCCCAGAUUACUAGGUUAAAUUUGGAGGUCUUUCCAGGCCACCAAUGCUGUGAUAGUCUAUUUCCAGAAUCUGGCAGCAAGGCAGGCACCAUUUUAGUGUAGACCUUUUAAGUAGGGAAAUGGCAAGGAAGACGACUGCCAAAGUAACAGCAGAAGCAUCAUAGUGUUGGUGAGAGAAUGCAGAGGAAGGAAAUUUCCACUUAAGGAGCUUUUUAAAAGAGAAGAUGUUUGGGGAAUAGAAUGCCCCAAAAAGACUCACAAGUCAAAACCCACAACAGGAUUCGGUAGUUUACAGAUCCUACCCUGAAUUAUCUCUGAGGCAAUCAUUUCAGAACCCCCAUGGUGGUGUUGCCUGUAUCUGGGGAUUUUGCUUCUCACUGUCUUUCAUCACUUUCACUACCCCCACGAAAAUAUCCUCAUAAAAAGGGAGGUAGAAGUGAGUCAGCCUCUAACGUACAAUUUAACUCUCAACUCCUGCAAAGGCUCGGGUCGCUGGAGGUGCCAGGGUUCCUACCCGCCGCGAGCAGAAACGCUUGGAGCAGGAGGGGCAGCCAGAGCCUCCUAUUGGUUGCUCGAGAGCCCCGCCCCUCACCGCCCCGCCCCCUGGUUUCUGUCGCGAAGGACGCUGUGUCUGUUGGUUGUCAAGAUGGCGUCGGCGUCGGCGGAGUCGCUGCUGCCACCUCUCCCGUUGUCAAGCCAGUUCGCUGCCACUGCUACCGUCGCCACCACAGCCACCAGCGCCGCUGCGCGAGAAUCAGAGCUGCGGCUGUCAACCCUUCCGCGCCCGUGACUCGGGCCCUGAGACAGAGUGUAGGGAGGGGCCGAGGAAGAGGAGGAGGAGGAAGUGGGAGCUGCCAUGAGGGAGGCGCGAGGGGCGAGCCGGGAGACGGUGCUGAGGUGAAGGAUGCUGGCCUGGAGGCCGGGAGCCCGGAGCACGGUCGCGGGACUGGGCGCUGAAUCUUCGGACACCCGUGACAGACCCCCGCUCAGCCCUCGGUUUAGUGGCGGGCAUCAUCGACCUGGUGCUUACCUGUAUCCUUGGUUGCCGGGGUAGCGUGUUGGAAACGGGACCCAUCUUUUUUCUCAUUAGAUUCCCAUUACCACUGACGAAGAGAUAUGAAAAUACAUCUAGAGAAAAAUUUAGAAGAAGAACGCCAAAUAUUACUGCAGCAACAAAAAAUAUGUCGAAAUCGAGCACGUAAAUAUUUUGUGGAGUCAAACCGGAGAAAAAAAGCUUUUGAGGAGAAACGAAAAGAACAAGAAGAAAGAGAACACCAAAUCAGAGAACAAAUACUUCAACAAAGAAAACAGAAGUUUGAAGAAGUUACUGAAAAAUUCCAGCGUGCCCAUAUUCCUCUUUCACAGAGGAGGAGAGCAGUUUUUCAAAAACCAGUUCCUCCAUUAGAAGAAGCCCUCAAACAAAUUCAAGAACCCAAUUUAAAAUCAAAAGUGAACUUUCCCUCUUCGCACAGACCAACAAUAAACUGGAGAGCUAUAGAUAAUGCCUUGCCUUCAUCAUUGUCAAAAAAUGAUCAUAAACAUCAGAAACAUCUCUUAUCCAAAAUCAAUCGUGAUAAAGAAAUGAAGGAAAACAGCAGGACGAACUUGGCUGCUAACAAAGAUGUGUUCCAGCUUAAACUGGUGGAAACUCAGAAACUACUAGAAGAUCAGCAUCUAAGCAGCUUGCAAAAAUUUUGUGAUGAAGUUAAUCAGAUAACAAAUUCUGAAACUCUUUCAAGUAUAGACAGUCUUGAGGCUGGAGAACAUGAAGAAAUAUAUUUAACACUUAUUAAUAAGGAGCCUUCUAAAUCAAUCCAGAAGAAUUCUAUUUUCCUCAAAUCAGCAAAUCUACAAUCAACUAAUCUAAGCCUCUUUGAUGAAGAUAAACUGUCAUUCUCUAAAACUCAACAUAUAAAUAAUUGGCUAAUAAAUUUAGAUGAUCCAAAUACUCAAACUGCCACACCUUUCUCAGAUAUUUUAAGUAAGCCUAAUGUUCUACCUUCAUAUGAAUGUUUUAAUAGUAAAGAAGAAAAUUCUUCUGCUCUAAGAACUGUGGAAAGAACCACAGAUACUGCUAAUAAUUCAAGAGCCUUUGUAUCUAGUCCACCCACACAUGUACAAGAUAAAAGUGAAAAGACCUCUGAAACUAGCACUAUGAGGAUAGCUGAUUCUUCUUCUGAGGCAUUCAAAAGAGAGAGACCAUUAGUUAGUGAGAGCCCAACAUUUAAAUUCAGCAAAGCAUGGAACACUUCAGAUUCUCUAACCCAGGAAAUGGCUACAAUUUCAGACCAAGAGAAAUAUUCUGAAUUAACUCAAGAAAAUAGAACUACUUCAGUUCCUACUUCAUUUUUACCUGUGGCAACACCUUUAGUUUUGCUCUCUAAUACACAAUCAGCUAGACCUUUACCAAAGAACAGUAUACAUAUAAAAGAAAUUGACCCAGUGCAGUGUUCUGAUAAGUUACAGGAACUGAAAGAUGUUAAAGAUGAAAAGAUAAAAUAUUUCAAUAGUAAUAAAGAGUUGCCUUUAUUUUCAAACAAUGUUCAAGCUGCCUAUAUACCUCACAACUCUGAUGCAAAAGAUAAAAAACAGAAAAUAACUGAAACAUCAACAUCAUCGUCUAAUGUAAUUUCUAAUUGUGACUUAGUUGGUCAGCACAAGAAAAUGAAAUACAAUAUUCAUGAAAGAAGUAGUGUGAGAUUUCUUAAAAGUAUUUUGAAGAAAGAAUCUAAAUACGAACAUGAUUAUUUUAAGGCACUAGUUAUAAAGCAGGGCUUUAAGUUGGGAAAUCAAAAAGCAGAAGCUAUCAAAGAUAGUAUCGAAUUAACAAAAGAAAAAGGAAACAGUGCAGAAAUUCCAAAGACUAUUAAAAAACUGAGGUGGUUUGAUGAAACUGGAGAUAUGGGGAGAAAUGCUGAAGAUAAUCAUUCACUGAACAGUGGAAUAGAAAUAUCUCAACAGUGGUCUCAACCAUUCCACAUUCAAACAGAAAGCGGUGCUGCCAGCAACAUAAUUAGUGUUCCUGCUUAUGCUGUGAAUUCUGCUGAUAGAAAAAAAUCUGAGGAUGAUUCCUCUGGAAACAUUGCUGCAUUGGGAGGAUCUGGAACAGACCAUGUGUCUUUGAACUCUUUUAUACCUUCAAGUCAUAACAUUGCUAAACAAGCCUGGCCAGCCUCAAAAAAAGAGGAAAGUAAAUCUUCUAUACAUAGCGGUGAUUCUAAAACUAAGAAAGGUAAUCCACAAAGAGGUGGAGCAAAAGUAAUCAGGACAAUAUCUGCUAAAGUCCAAUCAGGUUUUAUAUAUCCAAACAGAAAAGGCACUGUUAUUCGACCACAGUCUACGAGCAAGGCCAACACAUUUCUACAAGCUCAUGGUAAAUUAAUUGUACCUCAUCCUCCUCCUAAAUCUCCUUCAAAUAUUAGGAGUGAUAAAAACAUACAAGUUUCUCAGUGUCAAUCAGUAAUGCCUGAAAAUUCUCAAAACAUUAUUACAAAUAACUAUUUUAAUACAAAACCUGUGCUUCAAACAGAACACAAGUUGAAUCAGUGGACUCAAGAAAGUAGUCUUCCACUCUCACACAUUUGUUCUGACUUAGUCACUGUGAUGCCAUCUGUACCAUGUUGUUCUUCUGAGUGCCAGACUUCAGCAACAAUAAAUCAUUCACAUGGCACUCAAAUGGUUGCCCAGCAAGAAGGAACGUUAUAUUGCACCCAAAGAUGUCCUGUUUAUGAAGGAAGUCAUCACUCUGUGACUUUUAGAUCUACUAAAGAAGAAUCUGUUCCUGCAUGGAAAAGACGGCAUAAUAUUCUAGGUCAAAAUGAAAAGGCAGAUGAUUCGACUGUUAUGAGAAGAAAAAGAAUCGUUGAAAAUAAGCAGAAAAAUAAUUUAGAACAGAAAAAACAAAACCCUGGAUGUAUAGGACAGAAGUACAGUGAGAAAAUGAAUAAUUUUGGACAAAGUGUCCAGCUAAGUUCAUGUGAGUCAAAACAAACUACAAGGGGUACUUCUAAUAUUGAAAAAGUUUCAGAGAGUACUUCUGAAUUUUUGAUGGCUGAAAACUUAGUGAAAGCUUCAGUGCCUGAGGAUGAAAUUCUAACUGUCAUGAGUAGCAAGCAGCUACAGAAACCAAAUCUGGCUUUAAAUAAGACUCAGCAAUUCAAUAUCUGUGCACUAUCAGCUGAAGAACAGAAAAUCCUACAAUCCCUUAAUCGUCUCAAUGAAAGGUUAUACUAUAUGCAAGAAACCAUUUGCAAAAAUCCAUCGAUCAAAAAUACCUUACAAAUAAAGCACUUCUGGCUCUCAUCACCUCUCAUCUGGACUAUUUCAAGCUGAAUUUCUUACCUUUGGCACCAAUAAGGCUGCUAGAAUGACAUUUCUAAAGUGUGAGUAAAAUGGCCAGAGUGAAAAUCUAUCUUAUCAACCUCAUCUUAAAGGUUUUCAGAGCUUCCCCUUUGGCUACUGGAGAAUAUUUGCACUCUUUAGCACGGUAUUUAAGGUUCUUCAUAUUCUGAGUCCUCCCUGCUUACUUAGCAUCAUCUCUUCCUUCUUUUCUACCACAUCACUUUAUCCAAUAUACCAAACUCCUUAUAGUUUUCCAAAUACCAUGUUAGUUCAUGCCUCUCUGCUUAUAUAUAUACUAUACCCUUAGUUUGAAAUGCCUUCCCUCUCACUCUAGUUACACCGCCUAAUAAACUUUUAUGCAUUAUUUUAAAUUCUGCUCUGGUUAAACUUUCUCCAUUUUUUUCUAAUAAUUCUCUGCACUACCUCCUCUAUAUAAAUUAUGUCCUUUGUACCCUGAAUGUAAUUUUUUGUGUAUUUAUAUCUCUUCUUCUAGAUCAAGAGCUCCUGGAAAGUAGAGAUUAGCAUUCAUUUUUGUGCCCUUAUGAAUUAAAAUAGGGUACAUAGUAGCAGAUAAAAUAAUGAAUAAAGGAAAAAUUUUUUAAUGUUCAA